GAUAGCAACGGUCGCCCCAUCCUCCUCUACCGCUCCGCCCUCCACACUCCAGGCAGGGUCGACCCUGUCCUCUUCUGCCGCUACAUCACGCAGCAGACGGAGAAGGCGAUCUUGCAGUACAAGCUGGGGACAGAGGUGGAGUCCUGCGUGCUUGUUGAUCGGAUAGGGAGCGGACUGAAGAAUCAGGACCCUGCGCUGCUGCGGGAGCUCGUCCCCAUCAUCCUUAACCACUACCCCUACCAGGUGGGGAAGGUAUACAUUGCCCCGAUCUCCCCGACUUUCAACGUCAUCUGGGGGAUCCUGAAGCUCCUGCUCGACGAGUCUGCCAAGAAGAGGUUCGUGCUCUGCGACGGG
Messenger RNA from Guillardia theta CCMP2712, 354 nucleotides. RefSeq lists its product as hypothetical. NCBI's taxonomy places the organism in Eukaryota, Cryptophyceae, Pyrenomonadales, Geminigeraceae. The record is from RefSeq and is a predicted model, not a curated record. The annotation marks the transcript as partial. The transcript has a single exon.